Molecule: messenger RNA, 462 nt
Organism: Ostertagia ostertagi
Lineage: Eukaryota; Metazoa; Nematoda; Chromadorea; Rhabditida; Trichostrongylidae
Source: the annotation of a GenBank genome assembly
CACAGACCACCUUUAAGUAUACGACACCACAGUAUUCUGUUCGGUCUUCCUUUUUACUGUUAUUUACUUAGUUCUUUUGGUAUUAUUUUCUUUAGUAAGAAAACUGAAUACUCCCUCUUGAUUCAGAUGGUAAGACGCUGGCGUGGGACAUUGACGCAGCCGUUCGCUGUCAAACUUUUCUCAGGCAUCUGGAAUGCGCAUCCACGAUUCGCAACUAGAACAGUUCUCGUCAAAAACAAUGACGUGGAUGCUGCUUUUAGUCUUUUGAACAGGUUGAUGGACUCGGAAGGAUUGCUCAAACUCAUUCGACGGACACAGUAUUACCAAAAGCCAUGGAUGCAACGGAAACAGCUUUCCGUCGAAGCAUCUAAUGCCAUUUUCAACGAGGAUAUGACAAGAAAAAUGAAUUUCCUCAUGAGGAAAAAUCGACCCGAUGCCCAUCCUGGGCAGAUUACAACAUAG